Molecule: messenger RNA, 1000 nt
Organism: Pelagomonas calceolata
Lineage: Eukaryota; Pelagophyceae; Pelagomonadales; Pelagomonadaceae
Source: the annotation of a GenBank genome assembly
CAGACAGAGGAGCACCUGCAAACGUGAGAGUACAGCGGCUAGAUUGCCGCGUCGUACAGCGGUUGCAGGCUUUCGAAGGAGUAAAUUCAUCAUAAAUAUACGAGUUUUGCAAGGCGCUUGCCUCCCAGUCCUGGCAAAGCUGCUAUCUGCAGCUCCAUUGCCAUUUGCACAUCAUGCUUGCUGCCAUGGUAUUUGCCACAGUCGCGGUCGCGCUCGGACUGGCGCCGCGUGAGUCCCUCACUGGGCGGCGACCGAUGGCAGCCCCACGCUGCGGCGUCGUGCGGACCGGCGUCAGGCCGAGCGCCAGACGCUGCGGCGUCGCGAGGACCGGCGUUAGGCCGAGCGCCAGACGCCGCGGCGUCGUGCGGCCCGGCGUGGCCACGGACUACUGCGUGCAGACGCUCGGCUGCUCGCUCGAGGACGCCGUGAGGGCGGAGGCGAAGAUGCUGCCGCAGGUGGCGAACUCCGUGCGGCGCGAUAAGGCCGAGGUCGUCUGCGCCGAGCUGCGGGCCAAGCUCGGCCUCUCGGAUCACGAGAUGCGGAAGCUAGUCCUGCGCGUGCCGACGGUACUGACGCUCAACAUGGAUAAGAACGUCAAUCCAAAGCUCGACUGGCUGCAGGAGCGCCUCGACCUGAGCCGCGACGAGCUGAAGAAGAUCUGCCUCACGCUGCCGGCGACGCUUGCCUACAGUGUCGACAAGAAUUUGGAACCGAAGCUGUCCUACUUCGAGCACGAGCUCGGGAUGUCGCCGCGCGAGAUCCGGUCCAAGAUCAUCUCGAUGCCCGCCCGCCUGGGCUACAGCAUCGAGAAGCGCUACCGCCCGCGGCUGGCCGCCAUCCGCGCGACCGCCGGCGCGGACCCGGCGGCCGUCAUCGACCGGAUACGCGCGGCGGACGCGGAGUUCUGCAAACGGACCGGCGUGUCGAUCGACACGCUGCGGCGGGAGCAGGCGAGGGUAAGGCGACGAUAAUGUAGUCCCCCCGGCGGCGUCAAAACGGG